This is a messenger RNA of Trichoderma virens Gv29-8, 735 nucleotides long. RefSeq lists its product as uncharacterized. The transcript is spliced from 2 exons. NCBI's taxonomy places the organism in Eukaryota, Fungi, Ascomycota, Sordariomycetes, Hypocreales, Hypocreaceae. Bases 1 to 735 code for a protein of 244 amino acids. The record is from RefSeq and is a predicted model, not a curated record.
AUGUCGGCCAAUCAAAUUGAAUUAAACGGCUGGACUUCUGUCCCUUUGGAUCCAAGCAAGCUCUUUGCUGGCGAGCCAUUCAAGAAUGUCCCAGGACCAAUUCUUGUCGCCGACAUUAAAUUUCCUAAUGACGAUCCUAUCGUCGCCAAAGUCCAGAGCUAUGCCAAGGAAAAGCUGCCCAUCCAAACUUUCAAUCAUAGCAUGAGAGUAUUUUAUUUCGCAAGCGCUAUUGUUAAACAGCAGUUCCCCGAGCAUGCUGAAACAUUCUCUCCUUCAACCCUUGCUCUAGUCUCCCUUCUACACGACAUCGGCACUGCUGAGGAAAACUUGGCAGCUACCAACAUGUCGUUUGAGUUUUAUGGAGGAUUCAAGGCCCUUAACCUUCUUCUAGAGCUUGGGGCCUCCAAGGACCAGGCUGAAGCAAUUGCUGAGACUAUUAUUCGUCACCAAGACCUUGGCACAGUCGGCAACAUCACCUUCAUGGGCCAAGUUAUCCAGCUAGCCACUAUUUACGACAAUGCUAGCAACCACCCAUACGUGAAGAACAUCACGGAAAUUAUUCACACCGACACUCUCAAGGAUGUCGUCAAGGCUUUCCCUCGCCAGCAGUGGCUUGGAUGCUUUGCCCACACCAUUGACCGAGAAGAGUCUCUCAAGCCGUGGUGCCAUAGCACUCACAUUCCUGAUUUCUCUAAGGUGAUUCUCAACAAUACUUUUAUGCAGCAAUAUGAGUAG